AUGUCAAAUGGACUCAACAAAGUCUCUGCCUCCUCGUCUCUUUUACUCUCCCCCCUUCCCUGUCCCCGAGCCCCCCACACUCUCAGCCGGCUGUCCUGCUCGGAAGGCCACAGCGGACCGACCUACGAGUCCAUGCAGCAAGUCUUCGACAGGAAGGCCUUCCGCCCAGCCUUCAAUCUCAGUAAUCCCACCCUGGCCAACAUCUCCUUCACUCUGUAUGCUGUGCUUGGGGUGAAUGAAAAGACUCAGAUCCUCACCACUUUCCUGUGGCUGCGGCUGUACUGGUUCCAUGAGUUCCUGCAGUGGGAUCCUCAUGAGUGUGGGGGUGUCACCAGGAUCUCGCUGCCAGUGGAGGACCUGUGGACCCCUGACAUCAUUGUCUAUGAGUUUAUAGAUGAAGACAAGUCCCAGCGCUGUCCCUACGUCUAUGUCAAUCACACGGGACACAUCCGCUACGACAGAAUGCUGCGGGUUGUGAGCUCUUGUAACCUGGAGAUCUUCAACUUCCCCUUCGAUGUGCAGAACUGCUCCCUGACCUUCGGAUCUUACAUGCACACCAUCCGGGAUGUGCGAGUGAGCCCUGCCCUGCCCUUCGAUCAGAUCUCCGGGAACUCCAAGCAGUACCUAGAGACCAGCGGGGAAUGGGAGCUGGUGGUGAUUGAGGGCUCAGCGGACAUCCUGAAGUUCGGCAUCGAUGAGUGGGACAUCAUCACCUUCUGGGUGGUGAUCAAGCGGCGGCCUGUGCUGUACGUCGUGAACCUGCUGAUCCCCAGCUCCUUCCUCAUGGUGAUCGACAUCCUGAGUUUCUACCUGCCCCCCCACAGCGUGGACCGUGCGUCCUUCAAGAUGACUCUGAUCCUGGGCUACACUGUCUUCCUGCUGAUCAUGAAUGACCUGCUGCCUAGCACGGCCAACGGCACGCCACUCAUCGGUAUUUAUUUCUCAGUGUGCCUGGCCCUGAUGGUGAUCAGCCUGCUGGAGACAGUCAUCAUCACCAAUGUGCUCCACCACAGUGCCAUGAAAUACCGCUCUGUGCCACGUUGGAUCCGCCUGAUCGUACUACACUACAUCGCCCGCCUCAUCUGCUACCGCCAGCCAAUUGACCCCCCCGCUGACCCCCCUGAACAACCUACAGAAACCCUCAGAGCUCCAGACCCCUGGAUCACAAAGCCCUCCACCCCCGCAAUGCUGGCCAGGAACAGCCAAACUGCAAAUCACAGGAUCGGUGACCGUGCCCUCCCAGCAAUGCCCGUGAUACCGGAACUGCAGCAGAUCUCACAGGACCUGGGGACCAUGCGCGCCCACCUGACAUCCCUGCAGAAGGAGAGCGCCCUGCGGGAUCAGUGGGGACACGUGGGAUACGUGCUGGACUACCUGCUGUUCCGCAUCUACCUGCUGCUCAUCACCCUGUAUGCCCUGGUCAUCAUCUGCAUGUGGUGCGUCUGGUACAACCUGUGACCCCUGACCCCUGUGCAAUCCCAAAUAUAGCCAAUUACCCUCUCCCCAGCAAGCUGCCCUAAUUCCCUGUAGGCUAUUUCUAGAACCCUCCUGCAGUCUUCAGGGUAACGCUAGGUUACCCCCUGAUCUCCACGCUAUUUCCCAGUCUCUGCUCAUGCUGUUCCAUGCUGAAGAGGAUGCAGUUUGUGAUCCAAAACACCUGAAGCAGAGAGGGAUUUCCAGAUCUUUCCAUGUGUACCUAAAUAA
Messenger RNA from Lepisosteus oculatus (spotted gar), 1704 nucleotides. The record is from RefSeq and is a predicted model, not a curated record. NCBI's taxonomy places the organism in Eukaryota, Metazoa, Chordata, Actinopteri, Semionotiformes, Lepisosteidae.